UCUAAGUAUAAAGUGGGAGCUCGGAGGCGAGGGUAUUUUUAGAGCAAUUGACUCCCUUUCUAACCACGUGUGCUGCCCAUGUUGAUCAGGAUGACUCUCCCCUCGGCCUUCUUGCCAAUCUUGCUCCUGGGACUGCUCUCGCCCUGGGUGGCGCGCUGCGUCCCCUUCGCUGCCCAGCACAACGACACCCUGGAGUGGCGCUGGGAGACUCUCUUCUCUCGCUCCAUGGCCCGGCUCCCGGGGGAGAGGAAGGAGCUCAGCCGGGACGGGGACUAUCUGCUGGGCAUCAAGAGGCUGCGACGUCUCUACUGCAACGUGGGCAUCGGGUUUCACAUCCAAGUUUUGCCAGACGGCAGAAUCAACGGGAUUCACAACGAAAAUCGAUACAGUCUGCUCGAGAUCUCUCCAGUGGAAAGGGGGGUGGUGAGCCUCUUUGGCGUGAAGAGUGGCCUCUUCGUAGCCAUGAAUAGCAAAGGCAAACUCUACGGCUCUACCCAUUUCAAUGAUGAAUGUAAAUUCAAAGAGAUUCUCCUGCCAAACAACUACAAUGCUUACGAGUCCAGAAUUUACCCUGGGAUGUACAUAGCUCUGAGCAAAAAUGGAAGAACAAAGAAAGGCAACAAGGUGUCUCCCACAAUGACAGUGACACAUUUUCUACCUAGAAUCUGAGACAUCUCCCUUCAGACCUACCUCAGUGCAGGGGAAGAGACAAAACACAGGCUUGGGGGAAAACAUGGUGCACUUUUAUUGGAGAGUUUUAUGCAAGAGUAGGUGUAAAAUAUUUAAAUUAAUUAUUUAAAUAUGUAUAUAUUGCCACAAAAUUAUUUAUAGCCCUGAUUUUUUUUUAUUUCUAAAAAACAAAACAGAGCAAACCUCCAACCCAAGGGAUGUCAUUUAAUGGUGCAACAGUGGAAGACUUCUGCAUUGUGGUUUAUUUAACCUUUUUUUUAAGUUCUCACAGGUGUGCUGCUAUUAUGUGUUUUAAAACAAGUGAAAUUCGAUUCCUAUAUUACAAUGUUUUGCACUGUUUGUGUGUUGUAUGGUGUUUGUUCUUGUACUCAUAUUUGUUUGUUUUCUUCUUAAAAAACAAAACAAAAUAUUGCCACCAGAUAAGGUCUUAGUCUUUGAAAAUGAGCUGUGCAAACCUUUCUCAGUUUUGAUGCUAGCUUGUAGCAACAUACAAUGUCUGACCUCCUUUGUGCAGUGUUGCUAUUUAAUUGAAACAGUAUCCGUUUUCUUCUGGUACAGAAAGUGCAGUGUUGAAGUACUACCCCACAAAUCUGUUUUUAGAUCUGCCAGUGCUGAACUUUGAACUUUCCUGCAGUCAAUCUUAGUAGAGCUGCUAGGCAGUAGAGACCCUUUAAGCAACUAUAUAAGCUCCAUUUUUCCCCUCUUUCUGUUUAGAUACAUAGGAGCAUAAUUUCUUUUGUGGCCCUUAGAGGAAGCUCAUAUUACAUGAUUGCUUUGCAUAUUAGGUUGAAAAAGUGUGUGUCUACCCCUCCCCCAACACACACAUGCUGUAAAAUAUGCUAUCAUAGGCUAAGUAUAUUGAUUCAAAUCAAAAUUCCCUCUUCAAGUUUGGAGACGACAUGUAUGUUCCAAAGAUCAUGAAACUCUAGAGCACAAGUAAUUUUUAAAAACUAUAAUCAAAAUACAUUUUCCAAGAAACUCUAUAGACAACAGUCAGAUUGGCUUCAAGCAAUUGAAGUUGUUUUAUAUUUAUUUAUUAUUAAUUUCAAAUGCAGUGUUUGGAAGGAGAAAUAUGCUGCUCUUCUCUGUGUCUCAUUCCCUGACAAAGUUCAUUAAUUUCUACCUCACUAACUCCUUGAAGCCAGUCUCCUAACAAAAUCUGCAUAGAUGGUGCACACUUUUCUGUUCAGUAUUAUAAUUCCAGUGGCAGGGAGGGGAUGAUCUUUGCAAUCCCAAAUCUCUUUUUUUUCCAUAUGUAGCCAAAAGAAUUCGAGAUAGAGUUGGUUGCGUCCUAUUUGAGCCUUGUCACGUUUGAGCUAUCUUUACCCAGUGAUUUACUUUUAGUAAGGAUAAUCAUGGAGAAAAUAUUUGCAGACAGCUGUCAGGCUGCAGCACUAUAUGGUCAUCAAGUAACCCUAUAUUUUUCUUUAUAUAUUUUGCAAAUGUAACCCGUGUCUCUAAAGCGAUGAAGGAAAGACAGGUUUGAUCAUGGAGGGGGUGGGGAGAGGAGUGCAGAGCCCAAAAUGAUGGCAAGCUUUAAAUUUGUUUUAAACGUGCUACUUUAUCAUUUGGACAUAACUUGCUUAAGUUGCAACCAAGACUGACUACAAUGUUUAGAGUAUGAUUUUAAUAUGAAUUUAAUAUUCUUAGAGGAUGUUUACAAAUCAUCUUCCAAAUUAAACUAAUGAAUUUUGAACAGGUACAAAUCACAAAGCUGCAAUGAUUUGAGUUCAUCUUGAUUUUCUUUUUACAUUCCUAUAUGAAAAGUUUCCAUUCUACUACACUCACAUAUACUUGCUUAUAUACUGUACUGACAAAUGACCUUGAAGAAUAAAGCUGCUUAUCAGAAGUUCAGUGAGAUCCAAGUAUUAGCAGGACCAGAUCUUAAACCAUCUACUGCUGCUGCUCAAAAUUAAAACAGAGUUUAAAACAAAGUCAAAGCAAGGGAGCACCUGGCAAGUGUGGUGCUCAUGGAUUUUUCUGCAAUUCGGGGGAUUUCUGUACUUUCUUUGUUUUCUGUAUGUGAGUAAUCAUCUGUGUAAUUAUUGCCACUACCUCUGAAACCUCACACUGUUUCCAAGUUUCAGAAAGCAAAGUUGCGAAGAAUUCAUUUGAAGAAUGUUUCUCCUAUGUCACCUUUCACUCCAUUAAAAUCCACAGCUGACCACCUCAUCCUACAUGUAUUCAGAGGUAGUUGUAACUUUCAAAUACUGUUGUAAAAUCUUUAUAUUGGUGUUCCAUGGUAUGAGCUUUCACCAUUUACCAGAAUCUGUCUGUAGUUUUAUACAGGUGCUGUUCAAUAUUGUGGUGUAUGUGCUGUGCACAUUUAAAUGCAUAAUAAAUUAUAAACGUUUACAUUGUA
Gavialis gangeticus (Gharial) is the source of this 3052-nucleotide messenger RNA. It is a transcript of the gene FGF4, whose product is annotated as fibroblast growth factor 4. Bases 79 to 669 code for a protein of 196 amino acids. Gene Ontology annotation, molecular function: growth factor activity; fibroblast growth factor receptor binding. Gene Ontology annotation, biological process: regulation of cell migration; positive regulation of cell population proliferation; positive regulation of protein phosphorylation. The transcript is spliced from 3 exons. Lineage: Eukaryota; Metazoa; Chordata; Crocodylia; Gavialidae. The record is from RefSeq and is a predicted model, not a curated record. Gene Ontology annotation, cellular component: cytoplasm.